AUGAGCAAUUCUCGCCGACGCUCCGGUGCGAGUGCGUCCAACGACACGCCCAUGGAAGAGCCGGUGCGUACCGUGCUGGUCGUGAGCCCACAGAGUCAACUUCACGUGCUGCAGUCUGACAGGAAGUCAACGCUCAACUUCUGCACGGAAUAUAAGCAGCGGCAUAACUACUUUCGGAAGAUGGCAGUGCACGAGACCCAAGAGAAUGCAUCGCUCUGGGUGCUCCUGUCAAGGGCCAGGUGGAUUCGGAACGAGAAGUACGGCGCGGUCGUCGCGGUCGCUGGGCCAAAGGCGCUGUUUGAUCACCAAGAGACCAUUUGUCUCACCUCUGGCCUGCCGGUGGCGUCGAUGAGGUUUGGCGACCAAAGCAACGUGGGCCACCUUCUCAACUCGGAAGGGAUCGGCGACCGCGGCCGGGGAGGCCUCGGUGGCUGGGUCGCCAUGAAGCAGCCCGAAUGGGCAGAGCGGCUCUCGGCGGCAGAUGGGCUGACCCCGUGCGACAAGUGCGGCCACCCAACGAUGGUGCUCGUCUUCGAUGAGUCGGGUUGCGUAUGGAGGGACUCGCCCGCAGCCGAGGCCUGGAAUCUAGCGCCAAAUGCCGAUGUGUCGCUCAACGAGGGGUCGGUCGACCGUGAGAUUGACCCGCUCACCGGCCAGCAGCUCGAGAACUACUUGGAAGCCGACGAGGUGAUGGAAGAGGCGGGCGAGGAGCAGGACUCCCACGACGGCACCGAGCCCUCAGGCUUCUACCAGGAACUUCUCGAGGCAGUUGAAGAGCUGCCGCAGAACGGCGAGGGCGAGGAGGCGCUCUUGUCCACAUUUCCUGUCGACUCGCUGAGUCCCCUCGCCGCCGUCUCCCGCUCCAAGAUGGAGCUGAUGUCCGAUUGGUCAUUCCGGGUUUGGCGGCAGGGGCUGCCUCGCGAGCUCGCCCUUCGCGCCGUGCUUGGGCCGCAGAUGCGUGCCGAGCUUGAUCGGGUUUGGUCCCAGGUGCGGCCGCUCUUUGCUGCGACCGGCUGCAACCCGUUGCAGUUGAUGUCCUACAUGGAGCGCCAAUUCCCGUACGAGUACAAUUUGCUCGCCCACGCGGCCACCGGCGUCGAGCGCCACCAUCUCGUGCAAAGCUGCAUCGACUCGCCGCUGCCUGGCGACCACACGAUGAUGACCGAGCUGGCGGGACGCUUCACGGGACGCAUCAUCUUUGCGAUAGCGGGCACGUCCUCGCGGAGGGAGCGAGAGGACCCGGACACUCUCUCGCCGACCUAUGUGCAGAACCACGCGAAUGGCGCCCUGAUGCGCGAGAUCUCGAUGCUGCACUCCCUCCAGCCGCGUCUGCUCAUGCCUCUGCAAAAUGCCCUCGGAGUCGCCGUCCGCUCCGCCGUCAACAUGAGCGAGCUGUCCCAGUACCUGCGCGGAUUCCAAAUCGUGCCGGACGAGGAGGUCUCGCGAAAGUUCCUGCUCCAGGUGCAGAAUCUGGCCGAGAUGAACCGCGUGCUGCGCCUCGCUCAGUGGGCGACGCAGGGGGACGGCUGGACGGUCAGGUUAGACAACUGCGACGUGGGAAAGCUGCUGCACUUUGUCGCGAUGAUCGCGACUCGAGACCAUAAGCCACCGGCGGCGCCCUUCCCCUUCGUCUCCUCCGACCCCGUCAUCCCAAAACCGUUCGCACAGGGCGCGCACGAGGCGUGCCCGGCCCCUGCCACCCUUGCACGGCCGCCCUUCGAAGCUAUCGGCUUCGAGCACUUUAUGUCCUUCUCGGCGAUGGAGAUUGAGGCCGAAACCAAUUGGCGCAUCUUAAUGGAGGUAGCAGCGCCCUCAAAGCCCAACGAGCGGCGCGACUUUAUCACGGGGCAGCUCGAGGCGCGCGGCGCCAACCCGGCCGACUUUCUUCAUAAGAGCUGGCAGCAGCUCAAGAAGGUGCUCCUCGCCUCGCUGACUGAGGAGCGAUCCCCGGUCUCCGCCGCGCAGCCCGCCUCUACCCCGCCCGCCGCCGCGAUCCCGCCCGCGACCACCCCAGCAGCGAUGGAGGUCGAGGCGGACUUGGGAGGUGGCGGUGCGUGUGACGCGAGGCCGGCGAUGGACGAGGAGGAGGCGGCGCAGGUGCCGGCGCCGCAACCUUACUUUUGCUGCAUGGACAACACCAAGUCGGGCGGCAUCUGGUACUGCCCCGGCGGCUGCUUCCACUGCUUCCACAACUCGUGCAAUGCUGAGUUUCGCGACGCGGACGGCUUGCUCCCUGACAAGAACAACAAAAGCCGAGUCCUCGCACUGCCCGCUCUUGGCGAGCGCAACGCCUAUCAGCGGAGCCGGACCGAUAACUUUUUCGACCUCUACGCUCACUCGUCUUCCGAGGAGGGCGAGCUCCUCAUCACCCCGGAGCUCGACGCGCCGCUGCACCAGUGGUUUCAGGCACGGCAGUACCUGUACAACUCCUCGGGGCUGCUUGACGCCGCCACCAUCUCGUCGGCGAUCGCCACCCUCAACGCGUUCCGUGAUGCAGUGCGGAGAGGUCAUCUCCAGGCGAGACUUGGGGCGCUUGAUGAGGCGCAGCUGCACGCGGCUAUCGAUGAGGGGAUGUGGCGGUUUGGAUCGGCAUUGAGCGUGCUUUCGACUCUGCUGAGCAACACCGACACGCACCACCUCUUUCUGCGGGUCACCUUCACGCCAACGUGCUCCAACUGCCAUGAGCUCGCCCGCCCGCACUUGGUCCAGCCCUCUAACGACGAGUGGCGGCCGCUCAUCUUGUUGACCACGCAGGAGCUGUAUGCGGCAGGUGGCAACGUAUUGGCAGCGCUGGACAGAUCCUGCAGCACUGUGCGAUCCACGCGCUCAAAUAUGCGCUGCGCGCAAUGUGCGGGCACCCUUGAGCUAGUACCGCACACGAGCUGGCCUACGACACACGUCGGGGCGGGCCUGGCAGCGGCUGGAGGAGCCGCGAGCAACAGUGAUAGUGGCGUCCCCGCACACAGCGAUAGUGGCACCUUCCCUCGGCUCAUUGCCCUCGAGCUCCCCGAGCGCGCGCCAGCCACCUUGCAGCACAGCCUCCCUCAGCAGCACUGCUUUGGCACUGGAUCGGCCGCGGCAGCUUCGUUUCGACUCAUCGCCGUCCUCUACUAUCUGGACCAGUGUCACUUCAUCGCCUACGUCCUUGACCCGCGCGAGCUCAUCUGGCUCCGCUAUGAUGGCAUGCACGCGAAUGGUUGUGGCACGCCCAUGGCCGCUCCACACGGCCGCAUCCAGCACAACGGCGCCGAGUACUUUCCUGUCGCCGCAAUCUAUGUUAGGCGCGAGGAGGGCGAUCGAGGCACGGCCGGCAGUGUGUGGGAGCAUAUCGAGCGUUGGCUGGCUGUGGCGAUGUGA
Messenger RNA from Emiliania huxleyi CCMP1516, 3357 nucleotides. RefSeq lists its product as hypothetical. The record is from RefSeq and is a predicted model, not a curated record. The coding region runs from base 1 to 3357 and encodes 1118 amino acids. Lineage: Eukaryota; Haptophyta; Isochrysidales; Noelaerhabdaceae. The transcript is spliced from 8 exons.